This is a messenger RNA of Notothenia coriiceps (black rockcod), 954 nucleotides long. RefSeq names its product olfactory receptor 52A1-like. Gene Ontology annotation, molecular function: G protein-coupled receptor activity; olfactory receptor activity; odorant binding. The transcript is spliced from 2 exons. The record is from RefSeq and is a predicted model, not a curated record. Gene Ontology annotation, cellular component: membrane. Lineage: Eukaryota; Metazoa; Chordata; Actinopteri; Perciformes; Nototheniidae. Gene Ontology annotation, biological process: G protein-coupled receptor signaling pathway; detection of chemical stimulus involved in sensory perception of smell. The coding region runs from base 1 to 954 and encodes 317 amino acids.
AUGAAUUCCUCGUCUCUCGGCUUUCUUAAUGUGUCGAUUGUUGGGAGAAGUCGAGACUCCUUCAGUACGGCUGUGGCUAAAAAUGUGAUUGUCGUGGCUCUGGGUCUCAUCAUCAACUACAUCAACGGUACUCUGAUACACACCUUCAGGAAACACCAGAUAUUCUACAUCAACCCCCGCUACAUCCUCUUCAUCCACCUGGUGGUGAACGACAUGAUCCAGCUGACCUCCACCAUCAGCCUGUUCGUCUUCAGCUACGUCUUCUACAAAAUCAAUGUGUCUUUAUGCUGCUUCAUCAUCCUCUGCUCUGUCUUCACCACACUCAACACCCCGAUAAAUCUGGCCGUGAUGGCGGUGGAGUGCUUCAUCGCUAUCUGUCUACCUCUGAGGCACGCUGAGCUAUGCACCAUUCAAAGGAUUUACAUUCUGAUUGGUUGGAUGUGGACUUUGAGUGCGGUCGUAACGAUGCCAGAUGUGUUUAUUAUUCUGGCUACAGAGCCCAUAGAGCUGUUUUACUCCACCAUUGUCUGUAGUAAGGACAACCUGUUCCGACACCCUGUGAUCCUUGAAAAGCGGGAUGUCUCCUACAUAAUAUACCUGAUCUUUGUCUGGCUCACUCUCCUUUUCACUUACUUUAAGAUCUUUCUAGCUGCUGAAUCGGCUAAAUCGGGUAACGGAGAUGCAAAGAAAGCCAGAAAUACAAUCCUGCUCCAUGGCUUUCAGCUGCUGCUGUGCAUGCUAACGUACGUCUCACAUACGAUUAACAAGGCUCUGUACAACUGGUUCCCUCAACACUUUACACAUUCUCUCUUCAUGAGUUAUAUCAUCGUGCAGAUCCUCCCCAGGUUUGUCAGUCCCAUCGUGUACGGGCUGCGAGACACGACGUUUAGGCAGCAUUUGAAAAAGUAUCAGUUGUGUUCAAUUACAAAAAGCAAGCCUCAAACCAUGGCCUGA